AUGCCUUUCAUGAUGGAAGACUCAAUGGGCGGGACCAUGCAGGUCGAUCUACAUGACGUCGACGACCUGUUCGGUGAUGUUACUUUGCCAGCCCGAGCACCAAGCAAGCGAUUACUACUCAGACUAGAUGAGCUCCGCGGUCGGGGAUCGUGCCAAGGGCUCGCGUGGUCAAAGUCGGGCACGAUAGCCUCCAUUUCUCCCGACGGACAGUCACUGGACCUGCGAUAUCUCCGCGCUCAUCCCAAAGAUGCCACUUGGAGUCUCAGCGAGCCCACGUCUUGCACACCUUGGCAAGGCCCGCUCGUAGGACCGCUGGCACAUCUCUCCUGGGCCCCAACGCCGAAUCCUCAACUAGCUGUCAUAGACUCGGUGGGUAGAGUUUUGAUCCUGAACUUCAGCCCCAAUCUCAACCGGCCUUCGACGGCCCGCCGCUGGGAAACCGAUGCGGUCGACGAUCUGAACGCGAUCGUCGGCACUUACUGGCUCAACACGAUGCCGGCACACAAAGGCAUGGCUAACCCCUUGCAUGCCCCUGCCGUCAAACACGGAAACGGUUACACGUACGAGCCUUCGAUGCUCAUUAGCAAUAUGCCAUUUCACCCUAACCCAAGCCAGUCUGCCUUGCUUUGCGUCACUGCCAGCGGCAUGUUGAAAAUGUUCUGGACGCAGAACACCAACAAAAUCGAAGAGACAACGCUCGAGUUAGACAGUGUCGUUUCAGCCGACGAUCUUGUGACGCACGCUGCCCUAUGCUCAGACAGCAGAUCAAAGUCUAUCAUCGUUGCCCUUGCUACGGCAUCCAAGCAACUGCAGGUGGUGCGGGUAGUCCUCAACUGGAACAACCCGCCGCCGCAAGAGAGUAUGAAGGGCAUCCCUUCUGCAAGUCAACCGUUGAGCCCGACCCUGAACGAGAGGCUCGUGGCUGUCUCUACGUGGCUUCCGGGGGGGGGCAGCGAAUCUCACUUGGAUCCCUGCAUGACUCAACUCUCUCAUAUCGAGCUGUUGCCUACUAUGAUGGACCAGGUCAACCGGACUUGGCUUGCACCCGUCAUACUGACCGUACGCUCCUUCGUGCCGACGCCAGAAACCCCUUACAACCAAGAGGUUCAGAGCAUCAUUGAUCGGUGGGAGAUCGUCAUCGACCAGCCACAGACAGUCCACUCGGCUUUUGAGCAACUGGGAUCGCGGAGGAAUAGUGUUGGAUCCCAACCUCAAGCCUUUACCAAGCUUAAGAAGCUGGACACCAUAAUCAUGAACAAAAUCAUCAUCGGAAUUGAGGUCGUCCGCAUGGGCACAGUGGUGGCCUUCAUGUUUAGCGACGGGGCCGUGGAGUACCGAGAUCGCGUAACGAUGAAUGAGGUAUGGAACGCUGUCAACCUCGACCGCAUUAACUCGAUCUACGAAGCUGGCUUCGUUCAAAGUGGGGGAGAAACCCCGUGUCUCCAAACAGCACUCUCGCCGACCAAUUUCUCCCUUGUCCAAUUGGGCGAGGAUGGCAAGAUACAGUGGCAUGGCGUAAACUACACGUUAGGUGAUGUCAGUGCUCUGGAUGAUGCCCAACACUCAGCAGUGAUAGCCGCUUUGACCCUGUCUGCAGCUCAGGCAGCUACAUCGCACAGCAACAUCGAUGACAUUCUUGCAGUCGGCAGACGUUUUACCCACAGCCAUAGAAUAUUUGCUGUUGAUUGGGUGACGGAGAUGGUAAAGAUGAUGAGAAUAGCUGUAGAUUAUUCCGAGGAAGCCCCCCACGAUAACCUGGUCCGCAACAACAUGCUUCAGCUUUGUCUGAGCACACUGAACCACCUAGGCUGGAGAGGAGAGUAUCAACCCCGCACGUUCCACAGUAAACUCUCCAUGCUUGCGCUCAACUUGCGUAAUAUUGUCAUUUUGAUCACCAUCGCCAGCAACGGCCCAGGCAUUGCCAAGGACAGGUCUCCACUAGACGAGCCUGAGGUCGUCGAUGCCUUGGCCGGAUGCUGCAAAUGGUCCAUGGAUCUCCUGUGCUGGCUGGCUGACUCACUGUUUUGUCUGCUGGACGACAACAAGUUUCUAGAGUUACUCAACCAGCAACGGUUUUCCGAAGUGACUCCAUAUCUGGUUGGUAGGAACGAUGUUGCACUUCACAUGGUGCUUUCUUCGGCAACGCGCGGCCUCAUCUCAGCAGUCUGUCGCCGCAUCAUCCACCUGAAUAACCUCUCCCAACGCGCAAUCCAGUACUAUGAAUCCCGAGGCGCCGGUUCCACGAAUGAAGCCAGCUCAAAGGGAUCAGGGGCAUUGAUGAGUCUAUAUCACGCUUACCAGAAGAUUCUGGGCUACACGAGCACGUCCCUAAUCAAGGUGCAGGAGUUCGACCGUCUCCUAUCCACCCUCGGCGCGGACAUCCGCAAGAGCUACAGCUCGUCCUUUGCCAACCUAGCCAAUGCGCCGCAGCAGCACCAGAACCAGAACAACAACACCCCCAAGCCAGAUCCAGGCGAGGUACGGAUCAAGCGGGCCCAGACGGCGUGCGAGCUUACCUUGCUUCUCGCCGGGCAGCCGCCUUAUCCGACCUUUUUACCGGUGGUGAACAAGUUCUUCAAGGAGGACCUCGCCGAAUUCCGCAAGCACACGGACCGCGCAGCUCUAUUCUUCGGGGACUAUGAGCUGUUGGAGAUUGAUGACGAGUCGAGAGCUCUUGCGCAGCGCCGACAGAAGGGCGUGCGUGUCGACAUGUUCAAGCGCGUCGAGAUAUUUGGGCGCAAGCAUUCGAGCGUUCCCGAAGAAUUGCCGUUGCGCAGGUGUGCGCGCUGCGCUAGUGUCAUGGAGGAUAUUGCCAUGGUGUCUAAUAAACCUGGUAUCAACUUUGUCCUUACGCAGCAGCGGAAUUGUUGCUGUGGUGGUCGAUUGGCAGUUCUGACUAGGGGUGAGUUGGUGGGUUAG
Messenger RNA from Pseudomassariella vexata, 2919 nucleotides. Its product is annotated as RNA polymerase II mediator complex subunit Sin4. The record is from RefSeq and is a predicted model, not a curated record. Gene Ontology annotation, biological process: positive regulation of DNA-templated transcription. The coding region runs from base 1 to 2919 and encodes 972 amino acids. The transcript is spliced from 8 exons. Gene Ontology annotation, cellular component: mediator complex. NCBI's taxonomy places the organism in Eukaryota, Fungi, Ascomycota, Sordariomycetes, Amphisphaeriales, Pseudomassariaceae.